Aspergillus ochraceoroseus IBT 24754 is the source of this 2800-nucleotide messenger RNA. RefSeq lists its product as uncharacterized. The record is from RefSeq and is a predicted model, not a curated record. The coding region runs from base 205 to 2697 and encodes 830 amino acids. NCBI's taxonomy places the organism in Eukaryota, Fungi, Ascomycota, Eurotiomycetes, Eurotiales, Aspergillaceae. The transcript has a single exon.
UACACCCACACACCUCGCUCUUUUUAUAUCACCCCUAGUCAGUAUUGACACGCUGAGGUAGUGGAUUGAAUUCAGACGUUGCAGCCUCGAACAGGUUAUGCCAAAUCACUAAUUCAGUUCCACUGGGUUUGAGAUAUCGGUCGCAGUGCACAGGGCAGGGAGAGCUAAUCAAAAUUUUCCCCUUCUUGCGCAAGCUCCCCGGCCAUGGCAGCAACUCAACUUCCCACCAGUAGGGUGACUGCUAGGUUACCUGCAGCAGAGGAGAUGCAGGAGUAUGAAAAGAUCUUGAAAAUUAGUGAGGAGAUUUUUUCUGGGACUCACCCUAGGUUGAAAGUUCCCCAGCAGUUCGUGCGCAAAGUCGCGCCUCGCAAUCCUCCCGCGUCGGCCACAGCCCAGAGCAAGGCCGGCGGCCGUCCCGGUUCAUCCCCUAAACCUUCAUCCCAACCUGCCGUCUUGACGGCAAAGUACACAGGAUCACAAAGUACAAAUAUUGGAAAUGGCCCCCCUAGCACAGCCGCGUCUUCGCGGCUCAUUACCAAGCCUACAUCGGAGAUUGAUCCGAUUUUCCUGACCAAGUCGGAUGACCUAGUCAGGGCAGAGUUGCAGCUACAGCGCCAACGAGUGGAGAGAGUGUUACGGGACCAACUUGAGCAGAAGAGACUAGAGUCGAAGCAGAAAGUCUCCUUACAGGAUGCGAACCCUGACUUUGACGUCUCGGAUGUCCUAGCAAAAGCUUUGGAAAUAGUCAAGCCAUCCCCUUCACUCGAUGUCUCCCGUGCUGGUGCGCCCAGCGAUUCGUUUGACGAGAAUUCGUUCUACUCUAGCAGAGCCCCUGACUCUCCACCCCAGGGUGACCAGCAGAAGCCAUCCACGGCGCGCCCUUCUAACCCAGAGGAGCUUAGCGCUGAAAUCCGUGGAGAAAGAUAUUCAGAUGAGUUGCAACGGCUUGAAGCCCUCAACAAACCUGAAUCGGACCAGGAAGUGCAAGUUACUUACCCCGUUGCAGGCCACCGAAUUCUCUCUCACCAUAGGCAAGCGCAUCAUGGUGAAGGUACCCCAACCCACAAAGUUCACGAAGUCCGCCAGCAGGCCGACGCCAUGGAGGAGCCGGAGUACUCGCCCCCAGCUCCCGGUGUAGCACCAAUGGAAAGGGUGGAUGGCUAUGAAUCCCACACAGCAAAUCCGACCCCUGCGAAGCGCCGUAUAUCCGAUCGAGGCCACUACCCACGACGAUCAAUGUCGCCUGCAGAUAACGUUCGAGUAGUACGGAACCAUAUCACAUCCCCCGCGGCUCCUCAACCGUCCCGUGUCUCCCCGCUCGCCAUUGCGAAGGUGCCUUCGGUACAUCAGACCCAAGAUUCUCACUCAGAGUAUGACCCCGAGCGUCAGAGAAGCCCCGCGAUGCCUCCGCAGCCUUUGGUGUCUAGAAAGCGUAGGAGAAUACAGGACGAGAGCGACCGGUCCCGCCCACCACCAUAUAGAACGCAGGGUGCUGGGUCAACCAAACCCUUUAUUAAAGAGGAGCCGGUUUCACCACCUCCUUUUGCUGAUACUCCACCCUCAUACCGGGCACGUGCUCCUCAGGAAAGGCCUGUUUACAUUGAUAUAGCUUCUCCCCGCUAUACCCCUGUCAUGGAGAGAAGGGAGCCCGCUCUGAGGACCUCCACAUAUGAGUUAGAUUCCUAUGAUGAGACUCAUGGUGAAGCAGGGAUACAUCGUGCGGUUUCUCGACUAAGUACCCGACGACCAAUGCGAGAUGAGCAGGACCUGCGAAGAGUUGCGAGUUUGCAUCAAGCUCGACAACCCGAAUACGUUCGUGAAUAUAUUGACCAGCAUAGCCCCCAUUCUACUCGCCCAGGGCCUUAUACGAUUGUUGAAAGACCACCACAGGAGAGAGCUCGGUAUUAUAAUGAGCUACCAGUGGCCCAUGCGACAAGGCGUUAUGUUCCCGCCCCCGAUUCGCCCGUGUCGCCCCAAGUCCAUGAAACAUACUACGAGGAAGAGCCGGCAACGCGUCUUAUGGCACCACCUCCACGACGAAUCGUGGUUGAUGAGCAUGGAAACCAAUACUAUGAAACUAUCUCCGCGCCAAGGGUACAAGCUAUGCCUCCACCGUCCAGUCGAAUCCCAAGAACCGAGGUCUACGAGGAACCUCCACAAAUUCGGCACGCCAGUGUGCGGGCAGCAUCUGUCCUUGAGGAUCCGUAUGGUGGCCGAAGGUACGUGCAAGAAGUGCCUACGCAAGGGGUUUAUCGGCGAGUGACCGACUAUGCUCGGCCUGUUCCUGGUGAGCGGCGCCACUAUGCUGCUCCGUUCGAGGCCCGGGAGCCCUUCCCACGUAGCAGCAGCGUGCAAGUCCACGAGUACACAACUCGACGGGGACCGUAUAUGGAGGAAGCUGAGCUUCCCCGAGAAAGAAUUGUGCGGGUGCCCAGCGUUCGGCCGCCAACGACGCGGUACGACGAGCCACGCGAGGUAAUUCAGCGUGUGGAGGAGAGUGUGCACCCUGGCGGCCGCGAUAUGAGUGUGUAUAUGGAUGAGGAGACCCGACGUCCUCGGGAAUACAUUGAGCGGCCCGUCUACGUAACUACCCGGCCCCUGGCGCCGGGAGAGCGAUACUAUGAAAGUGGCGAGCCAGAGCGCGUUGUACUCGAGGGGCCGAGAGAUGUUGUCCAUCGAGUGUCGCAGCGCUACUGAGCGGUAAAUUAUUGUUGGGUGAUAUCAAAAUCCUUUUGCGAAUCUAUCUAUACAUACGGAGCACGGAGUCCCCCUUUGUAAUAAAAGGCAGACAAUAGGAAUA